Molecule: messenger RNA, 1626 nt
Organism: Microthlaspi erraticum
Lineage: Eukaryota; Viridiplantae; Streptophyta; Magnoliopsida; Brassicales; Brassicaceae
Source: the annotation of a GenBank genome assembly
AUGAUGAGGAGAUCCUUUGCGAUUGCAUCGACAGCGAACAGAUUUGCUCGUCGGUGUCUUCUGGUGAACCAAGGUAAUCCUGGAACUGCUUCUCCUUCGUUCUCUCUUUGCGGUGUGUGUGUCUGGGUAAGAGGUUUCUCUGGCGGGAGUUAUGAUUACAGAGAGAAGAUUAGAGGUGGGUUUCUACAGGAUGUUAAGUUAGAUGAUGCAAUUGGUUUGUUCAGUGAAAUGGUCAAGUCUCGUCCUUUGCCUUCCAUUGUUGAUUUCAAUAAAUUGUUGAGUGCCAUUGCGAAGUUGAAGAAGUAUGAUGUUGUGAUAUCUCUGGGAGAGCAGAUGGAAAAGCUGGGAAUUGCACAUAAUCAUUAUACUUACAGUAUUCUGAUAAACUGUUUCUGCCGCUCCUCACAAAUCUCUCUCGCUUUAGCUCUUCUUGGGAAGAUGUUGAAACUUGGAUAUGGUCCCGAUACAGUCACGCUUACCUCGCUUCUCAACGGUUUCUGUCACGGGAAUAGGAUCUCGGAUGCAGUCUCUCUGCUUGAUCAAAUGUUGGAAUUGGGAUAUCAACCUAAUACCGUCACAUUUACAACUCUGAUCCAUGGACUUUUUCUCCACAACAAAGCUUCUGAAGCGGUGGCUUUAGUUGAACGCAUGCUUGUGAAAGGUUGUCAACCAAAUGAGCGUACUUAUGGUGCGUUGGUGAAUGGAGUAUGCAAGAGAGGUGACACUGACUUGGCUUUAACUUUGCUCAAGAAGAUGGAAGCAGAGAAAGUAGAGCCAAAUUCUGUGAUCUACAACACAAUCAUUGAUGGUCUCUGCAAAUACAAGCAUCCGGAUGAUGCACUCGACCUUUUCAAUGAAAUGGAGAGCAAAGGAAUUAGACCGACUGUUGUUACCUUCAGUGCAUUGAUAGAUGCGUUUGUGAAAGAGGGGAAACUUUUGGAAGCCGACAAAUUGUACGAGGAGAUGAUCAAAAGGUCUAUUGCUCCUGAAAUUUUCACUUACAAUUCACUGAUCAAUGGGUAUUGCAUGCAAGAUCGCCUAGAGGAGGCCGAGCAGAUGUUUGAUUUGAUGGUUAGCAAGGAUUGUCUCCCAGACGUUGUGACUUAUACUACUCUUAUAAAUGGAUUUUGCAAGUGUAAGAGGGUAGCCGAGGCCAUGGAACUCUUUCGUGUGAUGUCUCACAGAGGUUUGGUUGGCAACACAGUCACUUACACCACUCUAAUCCAAGGGUUUUUCCAAGCUGGAGAUUGUGAUAACGCCCAACAAGUUUUCAAACAAAUGGUGUCUGGUGGUGUGCCUCGUGAUAUUCGGACAUUCAACAUUUUGUUGGAUGGAUUUCGUAAAAACGGGAUGCUCGAGAAAGCGUUGGUCAUAUUCCAGCGUCUGCAAAAGAGUCAAAUGGAACCUGAUAUCUUCACCUAUAAUAUCAUCAUUGAAGGGUUGUGCAAAGCUUGUAAGGUGGAAGAUGCGUGGAAGUUGUUUUGUAGCCUCGACCUCAAAGGAGUGAUGCCUGAUGUUGUAACAUACAGCAUUUUGUUGGAUGGAUUCUGUAGGAAAGGUUUAAAGGAGGAAGCAAGUGCCCUAACUCAUCAACGAAAUGAGGAGCUGCGGUUUUGCUGCAGAUGA